Molecule: messenger RNA, 1744 nt
Organism: Zea mays
Lineage: Eukaryota; Viridiplantae; Streptophyta; Magnoliopsida; Poales; Poaceae
Biological process (GO): dolichol-linked oligosaccharide biosynthetic process
Cellular component (GO): membrane
Molecular function (GO): UDP-N-acetylglucosamine-dolichyl-phosphate N-acetylglucosaminephosphotransferase activity
Source: RefSeq, marked validated
GUCAACCCGUCGCCACUCACAUAAAACGUCUUGACCUCUCUGCUCGCCGCCGGCGAGGAGACAGUAGCCCGCCGCUGCACGCACGCGCCGCGAGGAGGUCUGGAGCGGCUAGCUCGUCUAGAGCUAAGUCAGCGAAUCUCCCGGACCGUCCCUUCUCAGUUCUCAUGGCCGUCCGCCGCAGGCCCGCGGCUGCUGCUGCCGGGGACCUGCCUCCGCAGGCGCCACCGGCAGAUGCAGCGCCGACGCCGGCGCCAGACGAACUGGUCCUCCGGCCGCCAAACCUCCGCGUGGCCGCUGUGGCGGCGGUGCUCUUCCUCGCGCCCUUCUCUUAUCUCUCGUUCGUGCGCUACCGCUUGGGCGCCGAUCUGCAGCGAUCCAUCUUAAAAUGCGGCGCCAUGAGCCUCAUUGGGUUCUGCGUCGCGCUCAAGCUCAUCCCUGUCGCGGCCAGCUACCACCUCCGCCGCCGGAUGUUCGGCUACGACAUCAACAAGAAAGGCUUGCCCACGGGCCAAAUUAAAGUGCCUGAAGCACUAGGUCUUGUUGUGGGGAUUAUCUACUUGGUCAUUGCUAUUAUAUUUCAGCAGUUUCACUAUGCCCCAGACUCCAUUUGGCUUGUUGAAUAUAAUGCAGCGUUGGCAUCAGUCUGUUUUAUGAUUCUUCUUGGAUUUGUCGAUGAUGUUCUUGAUGUUCCAUGGAGAGUGAAACUGGCAUUGCCAACGUUUGCAGCACUCCCAUUGCUAAUGGCAUAUGCUGGUGGCACUUCCAUCAUCAUUCCAAAGCCCUUAACUCCUUAUGUUGGACUAACGGUUUUGGAGCUAGGUUUAUUUUACAAGCUAUUCAUGCUCUUGUUAGCAGUCUUUUGUACAAACUCGAUAAAUAUACAUGCUGGUCUAAAUGGACUUGAAGUUGGGCAGACUAUUGUUAUAUCUGCUGCGGUUUUGAUACAUAAUGUAAUGCGCAUAGCAUCUUCUACAGAUAUCGAAACUCAGCAAGCUCAUGAAUUCUCUAUUUAUCUUGUCUUGCCAUUCCUAACCAUUUCAUUAGCUUUGCUAGCUUUUAACUGGUAUCCCUCGAUUGUUUUUGUUGGUGAUACCUACACCUAUUUUGCUGGAAUGGCUUUGGCUGUGAUAGGAAUUUUGGGACAUUUCAGCGAGACAUUAUUGCUCUUCUUUUUACCUCAAGUUCUUAAUUUCCUAUGUUCAGUCCCACAGCUCUUUCACUUUGUUCCUUGCCCAAGACAUAGGUUGCCGAGGUUUGAUCCUGAAACGGGUCUGUUGACUGGUACCAAAGAUGGUAAUCUGGUGAACAUAUUCCUUAGGUUAUUUGGGAAGUGCUCGGAGAAGGCCCUUUGCAUAAGGCUCCUUAUUUUUCAGGCUCUAUGUUGCGUAUUCUGCUUCUGGCUAAGAUACAUGCUCACCGGAUGGUACAAAUGAUCACCUGCGAAAGGCUCUCCAUCUUGUCGCCCAGCUCUUGGGAAAACCCGGUUGCGUCUGAUGGCUAUUGUUUCCUCGACGUACUUUAUCAGGAACAUGGGAUCUGCAGAGGAGCAAUUGGAAGGCUGAAAGAGCAGAAGGUUGAGCGGGAGGAGUAAUCUGAUUAAUUGAAUUUUGUUUGUGAUUAGGCCUUAUUGGGCCUGGGGUUUGGGCCGUCUGGCCUUGUAAGGAGGGUGUACUUAAACCCUGAAUCUUCUGGUAAUUGGCAGGAAGAAAAUAGAAGAAAAACCACCAAACAGAAUUUCUGUUUA